AUGGAAGAUCAUUAUUUGACUGAACAACAUCAAUAUGCUGUAGUGAAAGUUGUUCGUCAAAUGUUAUCUCAAUUAAAUGGCAGACAAAUGGAUAUUGAUGUUUCUCGAACAACAACAACAACAACAACAGCUUUAAAUUCUGAUGUUAUUCAAUUAGAAGAGUUUUAUGAAAUGCUCAAUAUCUUGGUAGGUGGCAUCGAAACAUUGACUAGCGAUGAACAACGUCUAACCAAUGAAUCACUUCAAAUACAAAUGACACUUCCAGCAUUGACAGAAGUAUUAUCGAAAGUGAAAUUAUCUAUUGAAGAAUCAAAUUCUUUUUUGAAAGCAGUAAAAUAUAAUCAAGAUAUCCUCAAUCAAGAUUUAUCAUCAUUACAAGAAAAAGUCAAUGAUUCACAGAGUGUUUCAUAUGAUGGAUCAUUAGUUUGGAAAAUAACGAACUUUCGAGAAAAAAUGAUUGAUGCACAGGCUGAAAGACAAACAUCAAUUUAUUCACCUCCAUUUUAUUCAUCUCCAAAUGGUUAUAAAAUGAGAGCUCGUCUUUAUUUAAAUGGUGAUGGAAAUGCUCGUCGUACACAUAUGUCACUCUUUUUUGUGCUCAUGCGAGGUUUAAACGACCCCAUUCUCAAAUUUCCAUUCAACUAUAAAGUCUCGUUUUUCUUAUACGAUCAAACGCCUGCACAACGACAUAUUAUUGAUUCAUUUCGACCAGACAUUAAAUCAUCUAGUUUUCAGCGACCUCGAUCGGAUAUGAAUAUAGCCAGUGGUAUACCGAAAUUUAUCUCAUUGGAAGCAAUUCAACAGGAAGAAAGUUCGUAUGUACGAGAUGACACAAUGUUCAUCAAAAUUAUGGUUGAUUUUGGAGAAAUACCAAAAACAUUAUUACCCUACGUUUUGAGUCUCAAUCCAGGUCUCCCAACUCAUGUUCAACAAGCAAUGAUCAAGCUAGAAAUGGAACGAAGAUCUCAACAACAUUCUGGCGAGUUACUGUCGACACCUCAGGUGUGA
Molecule: messenger RNA, 1008 nt
Organism: Rotaria sp. Silwood2
Lineage: Eukaryota; Metazoa; Rotifera; Eurotatoria; Philodinida; Philodinidae
Source: the annotation of a GenBank genome assembly